CUUUACAAGUUUUCCCUAGAAUUUAUUGAGAACCAUUGGACUUUUGCAUUCGAUCAAAUCAUAAUCGAAUAGUGAAAUUACUUUGAGAGGAAAAUGGGGAAACAGCCGGUGAAGAUGAGGGCGGUGGUAUACGCUUUGUCGCCGUUUCAACAGAAGAUUAUGAGUGGGCUGUGGAAGGAUCUGCCGGGCAAGAUCUCUCACAAGGUUUCCGAGAAUUGGAUCAGCGCUACUCUUCUCCUUACUCCUCUCGUUGGAACCUACGCAUAUGUCCAGAACUUCAAAGAAAAGGAGAAAUUGGAACACAGGUAUUAAAAACCUCAGGAAGCAUCCCUUUUAUCGGAGUAACUCUGAGCUUUUAUGUUUUAGAUGCAAAUUUAUUGUGGUUCGAUCCAAUGAUGAAUCAUGUUUUUUGUUUGGGAUCUGAUUAGUAUCUUACCGUUUGAGUUGGUGUUUUGUUAUUCAUAUGGAAUAAAUGAAUUUGGAACAGUGUCUCCAUUUUCGGUAAAAUAAAUUUGUUGAUUCGCCCUUUCAA
This is a messenger RNA of Gossypium raimondii (Peruvian cotton), 532 nucleotides long. Its product is annotated as cytochrome b-c1 complex subunit 8. The record is from RefSeq and is a predicted model, not a curated record. Gene Ontology annotation, biological process: mitochondrial electron transport, ubiquinol to cytochrome c. The transcript has 2 exons. The coding region runs from base 94 to 312 and encodes 72 amino acids. NCBI's taxonomy places the organism in Eukaryota, Viridiplantae, Streptophyta, Magnoliopsida, Malvales, Malvaceae.